Molecule: messenger RNA, 3544 nt
Organism: Micropterus salmoides (largemouth bass)
Lineage: Eukaryota; Metazoa; Chordata; Actinopteri; Centrarchiformes; Centrarchidae
Product: NACHT, LRR and PYD domains-containing protein 3-like
Exons: 10
Coding region: 48-3272 (1074 amino acids)
Molecular function (GO): protein binding
Source: RefSeq, a predicted model, not a curated record
GUUCAUUUGGCUCUGAGGGUUGAACAUGCUGUGAGUCUGGCUCAUUGAUGAUCCAGGGUGAAAAGAUGGCGACACAGAAAGAGGUCCUCUUGGGAAUUUUGGAAGAUUUGGGAGCCGAGGACUUUAAAAAGUUCAAGUGGUACCUGCAGCAGAAGGAGGUCCUGGAAGGCUUCCCAGCAAUCCAAAAGAGUCGACUGGAGAAUGCAGACAGGGUGGACACAUUAGAUCAGAUGGUCCAGAACUAUUGUAUAAACACUACUAAAGUGAUCAGAAUAGUUUUGGUAAAGAUAAAUAAGAAUGAUCUAAUGGAAAAUAUCCCAAACACCAUCUCAGAACCCACAGAGAUUCUUGCUGAGUGCCGGCGUAAACUGAAAUCAAAACUGAAGAAGAAGUUCCAGUGUGUGUUUGAGGGGAUUGCUAAAGCUGGAAACCCAACCCUUCUGAACCAGAUCUACACAGAGCUCUACAUCACAGAGGGAGGGACUGCAGAGGUCAAUGAUGAACAUGAGGUCAGACAGAUUGAAACAGCAUCCAGGAAACCAGACAGACCAGAAACAACCAUCAGACAAGAAGACAUCUUUAAAGCCUCACCUGGAAGAGAUGAACCAAUCAGAACAGUGAUGACAAAGGGAGUGGCUGGCAUUGGGAAAACAGUCUUAACACAGAAGUUCACUCUGGACUGGGCUGAAGACAAAGCCAACCAGGACAUACAGUUCACAUUUCCAUUCACUUUCAGAGAGCUGAAUGUGCUGAAAGAGAAAAAGUACAGCUUGGUGGAACUUGUUCAUCACUUCUUUCCUGAAACCAAAGAAGCAGGAAUCUGCAGCUUUGAAGAGUUCCAGGUUGUGUUCAUCUUUGACGGUCUGGAUGAGUGUCGACUUCCUCUGGACUUCCACAACAAUGAGGUCCUGACUGAUGUUACAGAGUCCACCUCAGUGGAUGUGCUGCUGACAAACCUCAUCAGGGGGAACCUGCUUCCCUCUGCUCGCCUCUGGAUAACCACACGACCUGCAGCAGCCAAUCAGAUCCCUCCUGAGUGUGUUGACAUGGUGACAGAGGUCAGAGGGUUCACUGACCCACAGAAGGAGGAGUACUUCAGGAAGAGAUUCAGAGAUGAGGAGCAGGCCAGCAGAAUCAUCUCCCACAUCAAGACAUCACGAAGCCUCCACAUCAUGUGCCACAUCCCAGUCUUCUGCUGGAUCACUGCUACAGUUCUGGAGGAGGUGUUGGAGACCAGAGAGGGAGGAGAGCUUCCCAAGACCCUGACUGAGAUGUACAUCCACUUCCUGGUGGUUCAGUCCAAACUGAAGAACACCAAGUAUGAUGGAGGAGCUGAGACAGAUCCACACUGGAGUCCAGAGAGCAGGAAGAUGAUUGAGUCUCUGGGAAAACUGGCUUUUGAGCAGCUGCAGAAAGGCAACCUGAUCUUCUAUGAAUCUGACCUGACAGAGUGUGGCAUCGAUAUCAGAGCAGCCUCAGUAUACUCAGGAGUGUUCACACAGAUCUUUAAAGAGGAGAGAGGGCUGUACCAGGACAAGGUGUUCUGCUUCGUCCAUCUGAGCCUUCAGGAGUUUCUGGCUGCUCUGUAUGUGCAUCUGACCUUCAUCAUCUCUGGUGUCAAUCUGCUGGCAGACAGAACAUGGUGGGAUACUGGACUUUUGACCUUCCUGCGGUCUAUAGUGUUUAGAGAUAACUUCAAACUAAAACACUUCUACCAGAGUGCUGUGGACCAGGCCUUACAGAAUCCAAAUGGACACCUGGACUUGUUCCUCCGCUUCCUCCUGGGUCUCUCACUGAAAACCAACCAGAAUCUCCUACGAGGUCUGCUGACACAGACAGGAAGUAGCUCACAGGCCAUCCAGAAAACAGUUGAGUACAUCAGGAAGAAGAUCAGUGAGAAUCUGUCUCCAGAGAGAAGCAUCAAUCUGUUCCACUGUCUGAAUGAACUGAAUGAUCGUUCUCUGGUGGAGGAGAUCCAAAAGUCCCUGAGUUCAGGAAGUCUCUCCACAGAUAAACUCUCUCCUGCUCAGUGGUCAGCUCUGGGCUUCAUCUUACUGUCAUCAGAAAAAGAUCUGGACGUGUUUGACCUGAAGAAAUACUCUGCUUCAGAGGAGGUUCUUCUAAGGCUGCUGCCAGUGGUCAAAGUCUCCAACAAAGCUCUGUUGAGUGGCUGUAACCUCUCAGAGAGAAGCUGUGAAGCUCUUUCCUCAGUUCUCAGCUCCCAGUCCUCUAGUCUGAGAGAGCUGGACCUGAGUAAUAAUAAGCUGCAGGAUUCAGGAGUACAACUGCUCUCUGUUGGACUGGGAAGUCCACACUGUACACUGGAAAUUCUCAGACUGCUAAGCUGCUCCAUCUCAGGUCAGUGCUGUGAAGCUCUGUCCUCAGCUCUGAGCUCCCAGUCCUCUAGUCUGAGAGAGCUGGACCUGAGUAACAACAACCUGCAGGAUUCAGGAGUGAAGCUGCUGUCUGCUGGACUCGAGAGUCCACACUGUACACUGGAAACUCUCAGGCUGUCAGGCUGUCUGAUCACAGAGGAAGGCUGUGCUUAUCUGGCCUCAGCUCUGAGCUCCAACCCCUCCCAUCUGAGAGAGCUGGACCUGAGCUACAAUCAUCCAGGAGAGUCAGGGGUGAAGUUGCUGUCUGCUGGACUGGAGGAGCCACACUGGAGACUGGACACUCUCAGGGUGGACCAUGGUGGAGAGCAGAGGUUAAAACCUGGUCUGAGGAAGUAUCUCUGUGAACUCACACUGGACACAAACACAGCAAACAGAAAGCUCAAACUGUCUGACAACAACAGGAAGGUGACACAUGUGGAGGAGCAGCCAUAUCCUGAUCAUCCAGAGAGAUUUGACUGGCCUCAGCUGCUGUGUAGAAAUGGUCUGACUGGUCGUUGUUACUGGGAGGUCGAGUGGAGAGGAGGAGUUUAUAUAUCAGUGAGUUACAGAGGAAUCAGAAGGAGAGGAAACAGUAGAGACUGUCUUUUUGGAUGGAAUGAUCAGUCCUGGAGUCUGUUCUGCUCUGAUGGUCGUUACUCUGUCUGGCACAAUAACAGAGAAACGGUCCUCCCUCUCUGCUCCUCCUCCUCCUCCUCCUCCUCCUCUAACAGAGCAGCAGUGUAUGUGGACUGUCCUGCUGGCUCUCUGUCCUUCUACAGAGUCUCCUCUGACACACUGAUCCACCUCCACACCUUCAACACCACAUUCACUGAACCUCUUUAUCCUGGUUUGGGGAUCUGUUUCUAUGGUUCCUCAGUGUCUCUGUGUUCUGUGUAGGAGGGAGACAACUUCCAGUCCUGUGGUUUAAAUGUUGGUGGUGGACGAGGCUUCACUUUGGUUAACAUCUGACUCACUGAUUGUGCCUUUAAUGUCAGAAAUGUGUUUUCUUAGAAAUGGUGAAAUGAUCUCAGGGCUGAACUUGUUGUGUACAAACUGUGUUGACUCUGAUUUUCACUUUAAUAAAGUUUUCUUGGAGCAGCAUCUAGUAGCUGCUGAUGGCUGCAGAGCUUCUCAUUUAUUUCAAUAAAGGUUUGAAGACAAAAACUCAA